Molecule: messenger RNA, 804 nt
Organism: Closterium sp. Yama58-4
Lineage: Eukaryota; Viridiplantae; Streptophyta; Zygnematophyceae; Desmidiales; Closteriaceae
Source: the annotation of a GenBank genome assembly
AUGCGAGGAGACAACGACGGUGUUGGGGGUCCAUCAGAGCACCAAGGGGCGGUGCUGGCGAUGGAGAUGAGGCUGAGGGCGCUGGAAGGGCAGCUGGAGGAGACACGGAGGGGACUGGAGGAGGCUGAGAGGCGCAGGGCAGAGGAGAUGCUAACAGUGAAAGGGGAAAUGCUAACAGUAAGAGAAGAGCUGGUUGCAGUAAAGGGGGAACUGGUGACAAGAAGGGGGGAGCUGGCAACAGCAAGAGGGGAGCUGACGACAGUAAAGGGGGAGCUAGUGACAGUAAGGGGGGAGCUGGUGACUGUAAGGGGGGAGCUGAUGACUGUGAAAGGGGAGGUGGAGGCGUUGAAAGGGGGUUUAGUAGAAGUGAAAAUGGAGUCGGCUAAACAGAAAGAGUGCCUGCAGAAGGUGGAGGAGGAAAGGUUGGGCAUGGAGGGGGAGGUGAAGAGGCGCAGGAAAGGAGAGAGUUCAGACGAGGCAGCAGUGGUGCAGUGCUCGGCAUCAAGGCAUUUCGAUACAACUCUGGAUCUGAAAGGCCUCUCUGGCCUCUCAGAUACCUUCCUUCGCCACGUGGCCACCAUGACUCACCUCAAGCACGUGCACAUCGAUGGGUGCUCAGGCUUCACAUCUGAAGGCCUCAAGUGCCUCUACUCCCUGCCUCUGCUGGAGCGCCUGGAACUGAAAAGCAGCGUUGUCACUGAUAGCACGCUGGAUGGCAUUGGGAGGGUACGCACUCUGAAGUUCCUCUAUCUCAACCGCACUAAGGUGACUGAUUCUGGGUUGGUGCACUUGAAGUGUCUUUAA